CAUGCUCCAGGACGCAGCGACCCGUAUUAUUUAUGUGCUGGGUUAGCUAGUCACCAUUAUAGCAAACUUAGCUAGCUAGCUACCUGCCUAUAAUGGAGCGGGAGCAGGAGUUGGACCUUGAGCUCACCCUCCUCCCCUCCGCCUGGGCUACGCAGGAAGAGGCGCCCGGCUUCUUCCUCUGCACGUACUGCGGCCGCAAGUUCUGCACCUCCCAGGCGCUCGGCGGCCACCAGAACGCGCACAAGUACGAGCGCGCCCUAGCCAAGCGCCGCCGGGACAUCGCCGCUGCCUUGCGUAAGCACGGUGUUCCCGUGACGCGCGCUGGCCAGUUCCACGCCGGGGCCAGCCCCAGCGCCAGGGCCACUGCCGGAGUCGCUGGAUCUGAACGACCUGAUGCUGGGAGGGAGAGGCCAGUGGCGGUGGACGAGCUGCAAGGUGCUCCGGCGCCCUGGCAAUCUGGCGGCCUGCUCCACCAGGUCGAGCGCACAGAGGAGCUGGAUUUGUCCCUCGGCCUGUGAUUAUUGCGUUCUCCCGAUCCAUGUACCACUUCCAUCUCCUUGGCUUUGCGUAUUUAAAUUGCUAUAUACAUGCAUGUAUAUAUAAUGUGAUUGCUUUUCUCCCCCAGAGGCCAGAGCGCCUUUAAAUUCGUCAGUGUGUGCUACUUGCACGUUACUGGU
Messenger RNA from Zea mays, 677 nucleotides. Its product is annotated as zinc finger protein 11-like. The coding region runs from base 93 to 518 and encodes 141 amino acids. Gene Ontology annotation, biological process: negative regulation of abscisic acid-activated signaling pathway. Lineage: Eukaryota; Viridiplantae; Streptophyta; Magnoliopsida; Poales; Poaceae. The transcript has a single exon. The record is from RefSeq and is a predicted model, not a curated record.